UUAUGAGCACAUAAUAAGGUGUCCCUAUUAGUGGGCAGUGCCAACUCAUUGGAGUACCUACCAACAAACCUACCAAGUUAAGCUUUUAGAAUUUGAAGUUACUACUAUCCUUUGUUUGGCAUAAAAAUAAGUUUCAUUUCUUUAUUUAUUUUAAGUAACAGUUACAUUUCUUACUUAGUUCAACUAUAAUAUCUCAACCAACCCUAUCCCUCCAACACUUGCUUAUCUCUCCUUCUCUAUAAUCAAAUAAUUUCGUUACAACAAAUAAAUUUCCAUUUCCAUAUCAUCUUUUCACUUUGUGAAAAAUACCAAACAAAAAAUGACAGAUCAAGAGCAACCAAAAAAGUUAGAAUCUGAAUCAACAUCGAAUCCUCCACCACCAUCACCACCACCUGCAGCUUCAACUGAAACUGCUACUACUACUCCACCUCCUCCUCCUCCACCUGAGGCUCCAAAGGAAUUGGUUGCUGAGGAGAAAUCUGUAAUUCCACAAUCCUCACCUCCUCCUCCUCCUCCUCCUGUUGUUGAUGACUCCAAAGCUCUUGUCUUAGUUCAGAAGACUGAUGAAGUUGCUGAAGAGAAACCAAAAGAGGGCUCGAUCAACCGAGAUGCUGUGCUUGAAAGAGUUGCAACAGAAAAGAGGAUUUCACUAAUCAAAGCAUGGGAAGAAAGUGAAAAGUCAAAAGCAGAGAACAAGGCUCAGAGAAAACUCUCAACCAUUACAGCAUGGGAAAACAGUAAGAAAGCUGCAACAGAAGCUGAAUUGAGAAAACUUGAGGAACAAUUGGAGAAGAAAAAGGGAGAAUAUGCAGAGAAAAUGAAAAACAAAAUAGCAGCACUUCACAAGCAAGCUGAAGAAAAGAAGGCAAUAAUUGAGGCCAAGAAAGGUGAAGAUUUACUCAAAGCAGAAGAGACAGCUGCAAAAUACAGGGCAACUGGAACAGCUCCAAAGAAACUCUUUGGUUGUUUCUAAAUCCUACAAACAAUCCUCAAACCUGCUCUCAACAAAAAUGAUGUGAUUUAUUAUGUUAUAUAGUUUCUUCAUGUGUGGUUUGGUGUCAUUUUUAGUCUUUGUUAAUUUAUUCUGUGUGCAUAGUGAUAUAUAUUUGCUUGUAUAUAUCCAUUACUUUGGGAAUAAAAACAAUUUCAUUCUUAUUCAA
Molecule: messenger RNA, 1160 nt
Organism: Trifolium pratense (red clover)
Lineage: Eukaryota; Viridiplantae; Streptophyta; Magnoliopsida; Fabales; Fabaceae
Product: remorin-like
Exons: 5
Coding region: 320-973 (217 amino acids)
Source: RefSeq, a predicted model, not a curated record